Arachis duranensis is the source of this 647-nucleotide messenger RNA. RefSeq lists its product as uncharacterized. Lineage: Eukaryota; Viridiplantae; Streptophyta; Magnoliopsida; Fabales; Fabaceae. The transcript has a single exon. The coding region runs from base 20 to 538 and encodes 172 amino acids. The record is from RefSeq and is a predicted model, not a curated record.
CUCACUUUACCUACCCUUAAUGGCUUCUUCCUUUACUUCUUCCAAAUGCAAUAGGUGCUUCACAACUUGUUCUAAUAAUAUUAAUGGUGACGACGACUACAUUGGUGCCGAGAGCUGCAUGGAUCUUCAAAACGACAUUGUUGAGAUUGAGAUGGAAAAAAAACAAAAUGUUGCUGAAAAAUUGGAAAAGAAGAGAGAGUUGCCUCCCCCUAUUAGGCUCCUAUGCAAUACUCACAAUAGCAAGUCAUCAUGGGCAUUGAAGAGGUACCGUACAAGUGAUGGAAGAUUAAUUCUAAGAGAAGAGAAAGUGAAGGGUCGCGAAUAUUUUCAAGCACACAGAUCCAAUGGCCGUCUUAUAUUGCAGCUGAUUCCUCUUGGUGACGAUGACGCAGCAGCAGAAGAGCGUGAUGAAAAUGAUAACAAUCACAAGGGAACUACUUUAGGUGGGGAACCACUACUAUGUUUGAAUUGCAACUCUUCUUCCUCAUCAUCCCGGCGUGUAUUUCGAGGGCCACCAAUAUACAUUGGAUCCAUUUAGAAAGCUUCACAGUUAAUUACCCACUUUCUCUUUUCCUUAAGGAAUGUUGUUUUGUUGAGGAUGGAUCCAUUUUAAGUUUCGCUCAAUGGUUAAAUCGUCUUCAUGUUUA